Coregonus clupeaformis (lake whitefish) is the source of this 2287-nucleotide messenger RNA. Its product is annotated as opsin-5-like. The record is from RefSeq and is a predicted model, not a curated record. The transcript has 4 exons. Gene Ontology annotation, cellular component: membrane. Lineage: Eukaryota; Metazoa; Chordata; Actinopteri; Salmoniformes; Salmonidae. Gene Ontology annotation, biological process: G protein-coupled receptor signaling pathway. Gene Ontology annotation, molecular function: G protein-coupled receptor activity. Bases 1 to 1104 code for a protein of 367 amino acids.
AUGGAGGAGGACAACAAAUACAUGUCCAAACUGUCGCCCACUGUGGACUACUGGGCAGGCAUGUACCUAGUGGUGAUAGCGGUGCUGUCAGUCCUGGGUAAUGCUGCGGUCCUGCUGACCUCAGCACUGCGGCCGACUCACCUCAAGGCCCCGGAGCUACUGACAGUCAACCUGGCUGUAACAGACAUUGGCAUGGCUCUCAGCAUGUACCCCCUGUCCAUCGCCUCACUCUUCAACCACACCUGGCUCGGAGGGGACACCUCCUGCCUCUACUAUGGCCUGAUGGGGAUGAUCUUCAGCACGGCCAGCAUCAUGACCCUGGCUGUCAUGGGUCUGGUACGAUACCUGGUGACAGGAAACCCACCCAAAACAGGCAACAAGUUCCAGCGUCGGACCAUCACCAUGGUGAUCAGUGUGAUCUGGCUGUACUCUGGGCUGUGGGCUGUGUUCCCUCUACUGGGCUGGGGCGGCUACGGGCCGGAGCCCUUCGGGGUGGCCUGCUCCGUGGACUGGGCCAGCUACCAAGACUCCCUAAACCGCUCCACCUUCAUCAUGUCUCUGUCUAUCCUCUGCACCUUCAUCCCCUGCCUCGUCAUCCUCUUCUCCUAUUUCGGCAUAGCCUGGAAACUCCACAAGGCCUACCAGGCCAUCCAAAGCAGGGACUUCAACUACGGACACAUCGAGAGGAAGGUCACUCUGAUGGCAGUGUUGAUCAGCUCUGGGUUCAUCGUGGCCUGGUCUCCCUACGUGGUGCUCAGCUUUUGGAGUAUGUUCCACACCAAGGGGAAGGACAGCCUGGCCCCCGUGGUCUCCCUGCUGCCCUGCCUGUUCGCUAAGGGCUCCACGGCCUAUAACCCUUUGAUCUACUACAUCUUCAGACGCUCCUUCAGACGCGAGCUCCGCCAGCUCCAGGUGCUGAUCUGCUGCUCUGCCCAACCAGACUCACCUUCGUGUGGGGAGACAGGAGAGGAGGGCAGGCAGAGUGUAAGGUCUGACCUGCUACAGAGCCUUCCGGAUGAUAAGAGCGGAGCUCCCUUGGUGGGGAAGUUGGGAACUGCGGCACUGGAAAGACAGUCUGAGAAUGAGCUGACAAGCUCCUGUUAACAAAGUAUUGGAACACGGUCUGUUUGAACAAGGCUGAACAUGGGUCCGUACCCAUCAAAGGGUUAACACUGUGUGUGUGUGUGUGUGUGUGUCUCUGUGUGUUAAAGGGUCACAAAUGGAUGUGGUGUGAGUUAAUCAACUGUGUUUCUUCACUGUCAUUCUAGCACACACUACUAGAUCAUAGCCUUGUCCUCGCCACAUCACUAACAAAGUAACACUUUACUUGAAGUCAACAGACAAAAUGUAUUAUGAAGCAUUCAUAAGACACCACAUAUUAUAAUCAUUGUAAUAAGGUAUUAUAAGGGCUCAUACAUGUUUAUAAAAAGUUGUAAAGCAUUGUGUUUCUUGGCUUGAAGUUAAAGGAACAUCAUGUAGAAUGGGAACUAGGUGAAUUGCAACAACAUUUGCACUUCUACAACACUUGUAGAAUUUUAGCAACCAGGAAAUGGCAAGUCAAUUUCAGAGUAUUUUUUACUUUCAGUUUUGUACACCAUUUCUGCCAUUGUUAAUUGUGCUUGUGAGGAGAUAACCACGCCUCUGAGUGACACUGAUGGAAGAAAGGGAGAGUGCAGCCUUCCAAUUUGACUACAAGAGAUGGACCAGCUUUUGUUGUCAAAUAGGAAGGCUGCACCAUCAUAACGCAACUUUGUGUGGGCCCCAAUUUAUUUAUUUUUGAAAAAAUAUUGUGAAACAUUCCACUAUUACCGCAGAUAUAUUAAGGACAUUUUCUGAAAUUACAAUGCAAAAAUAUUACAUAUUUCCCCUUUAAGUGUUAUUGUAAAGUUAACUUUAUUGUUGAAUGUUGUUGUGAGGUACUGUAGCAUUGAACUUAAACUUCACAAUGGUCACUAUGGCCGUUCACAAUGGUUCCUAUGGCCAUACUUCUGGUCCCUUUCUUCCUGUUUUGAGAGUUUGUGUUGGAUAUUGGAGCAUUGGCAGGCUACAAGACAGCCUUUUUGACUAUCCUCCCCAUGUCUACAGUGUUCUGUGUGUCUGUCCCUAAUAGAAGCAUCAGGAACCAUCAAGUUAACAGAGGAGAGCUAAUCUGAAAUUGCACCCUAUUGACUACAUAGUCCACUUUUAGACAGAGCCACAUGUAGCUAAUAUUAUACGUAUGUGGCACUGGUUGUGAACUAUGUAAGGAAUGGGGAAUACUGUGCCAUUUUGGAGGCAGCUGGAAACU